CAUAUUACACAACACACGACUGUGUACACACAUGUGGGGUACACUUUGACCGCCUUUAUCGCCUUGUUUUGACCGUCACACAUGUAAUGCUCGGCGACAUGGGAAGCUCUCUCGGGAAGGCUGCUGCUAUAGACUUCGGUAUACAGUGGGGUUGCUGGGCCGUCGCUGCUGCUCUUCAGACGGAGAAGUUUUACGACCUAGCAGGGUCAAGCACGUUUUUCUUCUUGGCACUCCAGACGUUUCGAUGGAACAACACGUACUUUACCCGCCAAAAGAUAAACACCGGCAUGGUAAUGACGUGGUCGGCCAGGCUAGGGUUAUUUCUGUUUUCAAGAAUCCUUAAGGAAGGACAGGAUCGUCGCUUCAACAAAGUCCGAACUAAACCCAGUACAUUCUUUGUCUACUGGACCAUCCAAGGUGUAUGGGUGUUUGCUACCCUUCUGCCCACUCUAAUCCUCAACAGUAAGAAGGAAGACAAGCCCCUAACGCGUCGAGAUUAUGUGGGCUACGGUCUAUGGGCCACGGGGUUCCUAUUGGAGACUAUAGCAGACUAUCAGAAGUCCACGUUCAGGAGUAACCCAGAUAACCAUAAGACAUUUAUAAACCAAGGUCUUUGGCGGAUGGUACAGUACCCUAAUUACCUAGGAGAGAUUAUGAUGUGGUCCGGUCUGUACCUUUCUUCAUCCACCGUCCUUAAAGGCUGGGAACACGUAGGCGUGCUGUCCCCAAUCUUUGUGGCCUACCUACUCACCAAUGUCAGUGGGAUCCCCAUGCAGCAGCGAUCAGCCAUGAAGAGAUACGGUUCCGACCCGGCUUACCUGGAGUAUCUUAAAUCAACACCCAAACUUUUACCUUUCAUCUGGUGAUGUGCAAUACAUAUGAUAUACAUAAUGUCCUUGUACUGGUAACUGCAGAAUCUUCAUAUUUUGGAAUAACAUACGAUUAAAUCAUUCAUCCCUAAAUUUCAUAACGAGCUAUUCCAACCUUCGAUUUGGAAGAGUUCAAUUGUGUCUUCAGGGGUGAAUGAGUUAACUUAACUACGGGUAGAUGAUGUGGGUUCACCAUGCUACUCAUGGAUGGCAAACAGACUCAGCCAAGUACUGGAUUGGUAUAUUUAUCUUUUUGUUGUGAACAUAUUCCAUUAAUCAGUUAACAUCGUUUAUAUUACAUAUCCUUAAAACGUCAGGUCCAUCUCGGAUGUCUGUGAUGAACAAAUUGAACAAUGUUUUGUACAAGUGUAUGAACAAUUUUGCUUUGAUCUUUCACGGUACCUCGUCAGCUAAAGCGAUCGGAAUGUUAUUGUUAUAUAUUAUAAUGUGUAUCGAUAUAAUUUGUUGAACAUGACGAUCAAUAAAUUUGUUUUUGAUAUUCAGAUCGAUGACGUCAUUGUUGUCCUAUGUUGAACACGUUUUCGUUUAGUUAACAAACAACGUGUUUUUGUGUCUCCUUGAAUCAACCAUACUUUCAAAAUCUGCAACACACAUUCACUGAGUUGUCGCUAGCAUGUGAAAGGUGAACGUGUUUUUUAAUAUCAAGAAAGCAAUUGAACAAUAGAUAGUUAUAUGUAUUUUUCACUCAAUAUUUGCUGUUUCCGCAAUCUUUACAAAAUAUUUCUUUGACGCUUCAAACUACCUAAAUUUGGUCAGACAUACAUUCAUAUAUCUGCUUCAAUUGGUACUUGUAUGAAGGACAGAUAAUGAAUUUUAAUGAUAAGUUAAUACUAAUUUGACACUUUUAAGCAUGCAAUAUUAUUAUAUUGUUCAUUUAACGAAUGAUUAAUAUCCAUAAAUAAGUCUCUUCGAGGAAAAUAGUGAAAAAGGCUAUGAGAAAUGACUGAAAAAACUUGUUUUCAAAUUUCGUGUUAACAACAUACAAAUGCAAAUAUAUUGAUAUACGACGAAAUAUGUAAAGCAGCAGAAUGAACUAUACGGACAUUUCCAAAUUGGUUAUGUUAUAAAGAUCGCAACGAGAUAAUAUAUUCCUUUACAGGAAGCGAUAAGCAUUCGUAAUCAAGCCAUAUUUGGGAUUGUCUUCGUUAUUUGCA
Messenger RNA from Mizuhopecten yessoensis (Yesso scallop), 2044 nucleotides. RefSeq lists its product as uncharacterized. The record is from RefSeq and is a predicted model, not a curated record. Gene Ontology annotation, molecular function: oxidoreductase activity, acting on the CH-CH group of donors. Gene Ontology annotation, cellular component: membrane. The coding region runs from base 87 to 866 and encodes 259 amino acids. The transcript has 5 exons. Lineage: Eukaryota; Metazoa; Mollusca; Bivalvia; Pectinida; Pectinidae. Gene Ontology annotation, biological process: lipid metabolic process.